GCAGCUCUGGAACCAGGAGAGGAACUCCAGUCUGGACCAAGAGGAACCAGAGUCACUACAGAGUACAGAGGAGCAGGAUGCAGAUACAUUAAUGUUGACUCCUGUUAAAGAGAAAAGUGACCGCAUGGAACCAGAACCAGACAGUGACCACCAGCUCCUCUCUCACAGCUCUCCUGCAGCUCAGAGUCAAGAUCAGACAGGAAGUCACCAUGUUGACUCUUUGUCUAAUAGUCAUGCAGCGUCAAGGCCAUGCAUUACCAAAGUAGAAAACUGUGACACAUCAAAGACUGAGUCUGAAACUUGCACAGGUAGAAAGUCUUUUAAAUGUGACACUUGUGGAAAAGGUUUUGUUUAUAAGUCUCGACUGAUUAUACACAUGAAAGUCCACUCAGGAGAGAAACCCUUUUCUUGCACAACAUGUGGAAAGUGUUUUAUUUCAAGUAAGGACUUGAUAGUCCAUGGAAGAAUUCAUUCUGGUGAGAGGCCAUAUUCCUGUAAAACAUGUGGAAAGGGUUUUCUGCGAAGGCGUAAUUUGACAGUCCAUGAAAGAAUACACUCUGGUGAGAGGCCAUAUUCCUGUAAAACUUGUGGAAAGUGUUUUUCACAAAGGCCUAAUUUGACAGUCCAUGAAAGAAUUCACUCUGGUGAGAAGCCCUAUUCCUGUAAAACAUGUGGAAAGCGUUUUCUGCGAAAGCCUGAUUUGAUAAUCCAUGAGAGAAUUCACUCUGGUGAGAAGCCUUAUUCCUGUAAAACAUGUGGAAAGGGUUUUAUUCAAAGAGGGAGUUUGGUAAAACAUGAAAUAAUUCACACUGGUGAGAAGCCAUAUUCCUGUAAAACGUGUGGAAAGUGUUAUAGUCUAAAGAUGCGUUUGACAGUCCAUGAAAGAACUCACUCAGGCAAGAAGCCAUAAACCUGUACAACGCGUGGAAAGUGUUCAGUUAAGGUUUGUCUUUGGUAGAACAUAUUUUUCCAGUCAACCCUACUCUACCCUUUUAAAAAUGUGAAACUCCAUGAAUUUAAAAUAUAGAAUCUAAAGAUCUAUACAUGUCUUGAGUUGUCCUGUGGACACUUUUACAGGCGUCUCUACUAUUGUGGUCAAUGGGAAAAUUGCUUUUUGGGCCACAUGAGUAUUUUUUGUUGCAGUACCACGAGUGGCCACCAUGACAAAAUUAUCUUCAAGGCAGAGGGGGCGGUGCUCUAUCCAGUGCUGAUAAUACAUCCAUGCUCUUGCUGAGGAGGUGGGAACUAGCUGGGUUCAUAGUUCACACACUGAGUAUUUCCUUAACUGUCAGUCACUUUUGGACAUAUGGAAGCUGGAUGUUGUCAAUACUGAUUAUAAAAUAUAACAUAAUUAUAUCAACAAGCUUUGUUAAAUAUCUAUGUGAAAUAAUUGAGAAAAUUGUUCAAACCCCAUUAGGCAUUAAUUUUCACAGAUACAAUUUUCAUUAGUCAUGUUUGUUCCAAUUUUUUAUGCCCAUUUUUAUUUCCUGUUAGUUUGUCGAUGUAUUUCUUAUUUUAUACUGAGUGUGUUUUUAUACUUUUCAAGUAUCACUCAUUGAAAUGGGAAGUUUUUUAUAUCUUGUGUUUCAUACCUUUUGUACCCUUCUCUCAUUGUAUUCAUCGUUUUUAUUGUUUGGUCAAAAAAUAUGAAAACAACCCAACGUUACUGGGUUGGCAAAGUAGAUGAGUUUGUAUAAAUGCAUUCAAAUAAAAACAUGUAAUAACAUAAUUCUCAAUUAUCUCUAUUUGUAGGUGCUUCCCCCCCUUCCGCCUCCACGAACCACAUCCACCCUCCACCCUGAAAAUCUUGUUAAGCCCCUUAAGACACUAACAAAUGUUUGCAACCAAAGCAGCACGCACACACACACGGCAGCUCGGAGCAAACAUUGAUGAAAAGUAUGUUGUGUUUGUUUUAUAGUUUUUUCUUGUUGCAUAAAAAGAAGGGGGUUUGGGGAAGCAAACACAACCCAGCGAUCCACUCGGCAGAUCGACAACACUUGUUGGUGUGAAAGGCCUUUACACUCAGAAAGAUGAAUAGGUAACAAUGGCAACAUUUAAGUGUGUGCAAGUGCAGUUUGUU
Messenger RNA from Solea senegalensis (Senegalese sole), 2080 nucleotides. RefSeq names its product zinc finger protein 239-like. Lineage: Eukaryota; Metazoa; Chordata; Actinopteri; Pleuronectiformes; Soleidae. The coding region runs from base 92 to 910 and encodes 272 amino acids. The record is from RefSeq and is a predicted model, not a curated record. Gene Ontology annotation, biological process: regulation of transcription by RNA polymerase II. The transcript has a single exon. Gene Ontology annotation, molecular function: RNA polymerase II cis-regulatory region sequence-specific DNA binding; DNA-binding transcription factor activity, RNA polymerase II-specific.